Messenger RNA from Ruditapes philippinarum (Manila clam), 1130 nucleotides. RefSeq lists its product as uncharacterized. The annotation marks the transcript as partial. The transcript has 3 exons. NCBI's taxonomy places the organism in Eukaryota, Metazoa, Mollusca, Bivalvia, Venerida, Veneridae. The record is from RefSeq and is a predicted model, not a curated record.
CACUGAGAAUAGUCGAGUUUGCUGUCCUAUCAACAGUUCUUGUUUCAAUUGCAGAGAAAGAGAGUUUUGGGGCAUUAGUACAGCUGAAAGAUGCCUGUCUUCAUGUUAAAAUAUGUAACUAUGUGUCGCCAUCUGAAAUACAUCUUCAACUUGUCCAGACAGAUAAGACUGCUUGUCAAGAGCUAAUGAAGAAAAUGCAGAUGACUUAUUGGAACACUAAACCUGAUAAUAUGGUCAAGUGGGAAGUGGGUUGGUUUUGUGCUGCCUUUCUCAUGUCUAAAAACAUUUGGUACCGUGGUAAAAUCACAAAUGCAACUCCAAAGAAACAAAGCUUUCAGGUGUUUCUGAUAGACUAUGGAAGUACACACAUGAUUUCUGAGCAUAAUUUACGAAGAGUUCACAAGCAGUUUCAGACCAUUCCUUGCUUGUCUUUCUGCUGUAAACUGUCUGACUUGAGGCCAGGAAACAGUAAUUCUGACCCGAGGCUAGGAAACAGUAAUUCUGACCCAAGGCAAGGAAACAGUAGUUCUGACCCAAGGCUAGGAAACAGAAAUUCUGACCCAAGGCUAGGAAACAGUCAUUCUGACCCAAGGCUAGGAAACAGUAAUUCUGACCCAAGGCUAGGAAACAGUCAUUCUGACCCAAGGCUAGGAAACAGUCAUUCUGACCCAAGGCUAGGAAACAGUCAUUCUGACCCAAGGCAGGGAAACAGUAAUUCUGACCCAAGGCUAGGAAACAGUAAUUCUGACCCAAGGCUAGGAAACAGUAAUUCUGAUCCGAAGCUAGGAAACAGUAAUUCUGACCCAAGGCUAGGAAACAGUAAUUCUGACCCAAGGCGAGGAAACAGUUGUACUGACCCGAGGCUAGGAAACAGUAAUUCUGACCCAAGGCUAGGAAACAGUUGUUCUGACUCGAGACUAGGAAACAGUAAUUCUGACCGGAGGCUAGGAAACAGUUAUUCUGACCCGAGGCUAGAAAACAGUCAUCCUGACCCGAGGCCAAGAAAGAGUAAUUCUUACCUGAUGCCACAAAACAGUCUUAUAGAGUGGCCAUCAUCAACUAUCAUGAUAGUUAGAAAUACUAUACAGAAGAGGAAUAUAUUUCUAGAGAAGAAGGUAAUGUCUUGUUAG